Messenger RNA from Fonsecaea multimorphosa CBS 102226, 537 nucleotides. RefSeq lists its product as uncharacterized. Lineage: Eukaryota; Fungi; Ascomycota; Eurotiomycetes; Chaetothyriales; Herpotrichiellaceae. The coding region runs from base 1 to 537 and encodes 178 amino acids. The transcript has a single exon. The record is from RefSeq and is a predicted model, not a curated record.
AUGCGCUCGUUCACCAUCGCCGCCGCUGCCACCCUCAUCUCCUCCGUGUAUGCGUCACCAUGGACCAUGGGAGGCCUCUGGGGAGGGAAAUUCGACCCAAGCAAGUGCUUGACCCAACCUAGUGUUGAGACCCUCGUUGAUGGGUUUGGUCAACUCAUCUCCAACUACACCACCGCCCUCGCCGAGAAAAUCUUGGCCGAUAACUUUACCGACUACUCUGAUUCUAUCAACUCCCUCAUCGGCCAGCCAGUCGGUGGCGCCACCUUCCCCAGCAAGGCCGCUUUCGAGGCGGGCCAGGGCUCUCAGCCCGCAGUCCCAUUCCAGCUUCUUGCCAUUGAGGCUUACAACUGCGAUACCAUCUCCCUGCGAUGGAUUGUUGGUCUCCCGCCUCAGCCAGUCAAGGGCAUCACGGUCUUGAAGGCAUCCAACAGCCAAGGUCAAAAGGAUACAUGGCAAAUCAGCACCAUCUACACCGAGUUCAACAGCAUUGCGUGGUUGGAGGAUAUCGGUGGCAAUGUGACCUACCCCAGCCACUAA